This is a messenger RNA of Adineta steineri, 900 nucleotides long. NCBI's taxonomy places the organism in Eukaryota, Metazoa, Rotifera, Eurotatoria, Adinetida, Adinetidae. The record is from the annotation of a GenBank genome assembly.
AUGGAAAAGAAAGAAGCCACACCCUUAAAUACAAUAGCUAAAAAAGAACCUGUUCGUCAUGAACGUUGGUAUUUUGGUGGUUUAGCUGGGGUGCUUGCAGCAUGUUGUACACAUCCGCUUGAUACAUUAAAAGUUCAAUUACAAACUCAACAGCGAGCGGAAUAUGGAUUUGUUUCAAUGGCUGUUAAAAUUGUACGUGAUGAUGGAUUUUUAGCACUUUAUAAUGGUCUAUCUGCAUCAUGUCUUCGUCAAGCAACAUAUACAACAACACGAUUUGCUAUCUACGGAGCAAUUAAAUCAAUGAAAACAGAUUCAAAUUUAAAUUUCAUAGAAAAAAUUGCACUUGCUGCUGGUUCCGGCGCAGUUGGUGCUUUUGUUGGUGCACCUGCGGAUCUUGUUAAUGUUCGUAUGCAGAAUGAUGGCAAAUUACCAAAAGAACAACGACGAAAUUAUAAACAUGCUAUUGAUGGUGUUAUACGAAUAAGUCGUGAAGAAGGACCUAAAAAAUUAUUUAAUGGUGCAUCAAUGGCUGUUAUUCGAGGAUCAUUAGUAACUGUUGGUCAAAUUGCUUUUUAUGAACAAGCUAAACAAGUUCUAUUAGCUAGUGGUUAUUUUAAAGAUGAUAUUAUUACUCAUUUCAGUUCAAGUUUUCUUGCUGGCACUGCAGCUACUUUAUUAACAAUGCCAUUAGAUGUUAUGAAAACUAGAUUAAUGAAUGCACCACCAGGAACAUAUAAUUCUGUAAUGGAUUGUUUUAGAGAUAUAAUGAAAGUUGGACCAAGUGGACUUUUUAAAGGAUUUAUCCCGGCUUUUAUACGUCUUGGUCCACAUACAAUUUUAAUGUUUAUCUUUCUCGAGCAACUUAAAAAAAAUUUUGGUUAUAUUAAAAAAGAAACUUAG